UGAUGAUGAUGUAAAUGAAAUGAAAAAAAUUGAUGAAAAAAAUGAUAAUAAUAAACCAUUAUCAUCAUCGAUCAAUAUUCAACAUAUUGGUAGUCCAGAUCAAUUGCUAUCAUCACAAGCAAUAUCGACAACUACAACUAUUAAUCCACGAUUACCAACACCGAAAAAUAUUAGACUUAUUUGCCGUAGACAUAUGGCACAUUUGUCUUGGCCAUAUAAUAAACAGCCAGAUUAUAUAAGCAAUGUUGAUAAUCCAGUUCAUUUUAUUGUUUAUAAACGUUUCAAUGACCAAUAUUCAAAUAUGGAUGAAAAUGGUGAAUCAGAAUGGGAAAAAUUGGAUUUUAUUGAACCAAUACGUCGAAAUCAAUUAAAUGUACAGCCAAUAUAUCCAUCAAGUAGUUAUUCAUUUAAAAUCCAAGCAAUUUGGAAGAAUAAUAAAGGCAUAACAAUUACAAGUGAAAAUUCUACUAUUGAAACAUGUCGAUCAAAAAAUGAUGUACCAAUACGUAAUCCAAUAAUAUUAUCAGCAUAUCGUUGUGCUGAAUCUAAUACUACAACGGUAGUUUGGGAACCAUUACAACGUUAUGAAUACGGUGGACCGGAUUUUCGUUAUAAAAUUAUAGCAAUAGCUGCAAAUAAUUCAUCAAAAACUAUUGGACCAUUCUAUACGAAUGAUACAACACUUGCAAUCGAAAAUCUGGAUACAUCAAUCGAAUGGUUAGUUAAUGUACAAUCUCGUAAUCAAUAUGGUGAAUCAUAUGAUAAACCGCAAAAAUUUUUGGCCAAUUUACCUGAAUCAAUGCCAAUUGCAUGGCCAGAAAAUCUGAAUGCAACCGUUAUUGAUGGUGAUACAGUACGUUUUGAAUGGAAACCGGUUCCAAUUAAAUAUGUAAAAGGAAAUUUCAAAGGCUAUAUAUUGCGAAUAAAAUCGAUAAAUAAUCCGGAUACAAUUAUUGAACAUUCAAUCAAUCAAAAUAUAUCGUCAAUAAUAAUGGAUCAAUUCACACCGAAUACAACAUACAAUGUAUCGAUUGCCGUUCGUAAUCAAGGUUUUAUUGGUCCAUUCACUAAAAAUCAAGUGUUAUUCACUACAAAACAAUACAUUAGGCCACCAAAACCAACAUUGAUGCCCACAUUUUAUUGUCAACAAACAUAUAGUGGCACAUUGGAACAUAAUAUGGAACUAAUAUUUGAAUCAAAUGGUGCAACAAAUAUUAAUUAUACAAUUGAUAUUUGUAUUAGACCAUUACAUUCAAUAGAAUCGGAAAGUUUUGAUGAAUAUUGUAUGAAACAAAAAUCGUUAAAACAUAAUGAUAUGGAACAAUAUCAUCCAAAUGGUAGAAAUAGUAUUAAAUAUCAAUUCAAUAAUGAAGAAAUUGAUUCAGAAAUACUUAUUAGUGCACGUUCAAUCAAUGGUACUGAAUUUAUUGAUAGUGAUAUACAAAAAAUGAAUAAAACUCAAUUUGAUUGGAAUGAAACCUGUAAAGCACAUAUUAUUACAACACCAACUACAACAACAACAACAACAACAACGACGACGACAACAACGACAACACCGACAACGAUAACAACAACAAUGAUUCCAUUACUAUCAAAUAGCAACAAUAUUCGUACAUUUAAUGAUGAUGAUUUACAAAAUAUCGAAACAAUCAAUACAAUCGAUACUGUUGACAAUAAUGAAAAUAAUAAAUCAACAACAACAACAACAACAACAGCAUCAAGUCAAUUAAAUUCAACAGUAUCAAUAUCGAUAUUAAUCGGUUUAUUAUUGAUGAUUACUAUUGCAAUAUUUUUAACUUAUCAUUAUAGAGAGAAUUUAUUCAAUAAAAAUAAACAACAACGACGAUCAUUUACAAUGGAUGAAGUAAUAAGAAAUAAUAAUAAUAAAAGUAGACCAAAUCAAUAUAUUGAAAUACGGCCACGUUCAUCAACCGAAAUGACGGCAACAAAUGAAAUAACACCGACACCGACACCGACAACGACGACGAUGACAGCAGCGACAACAACAACAACAACAACAACAAUGGCAUCGGUUGAUGAAAUAGAAGAGGAAGAAAGUCCAUAUUCACAGAUAAUAACAUCACCAUCUACAAGAAUGGCCAAUAAUCAACAAUCAUCUGAUCCAACAAGCCGAUUAUUAACAUCAUCAUCAAGAAAUCGUAAUCAUAAUAAUAACCGUCAAAUGGAUACAGAUGACGAUGAUGAUGAACGUAGUCCAUAUCGUCCAACAUGA
This is a messenger RNA of Dermatophagoides farinae (American house dust mite), 2233 nucleotides long. RefSeq lists its product as uncharacterized. The record is from RefSeq and is a predicted model, not a curated record. Lineage: Eukaryota; Metazoa; Arthropoda; Arachnida; Sarcoptiformes; Pyroglyphidae. Gene Ontology annotation, molecular function: protein binding.